This is a messenger RNA of Corythoichthys intestinalis (scribbled pipefish), 2482 nucleotides long. Its product is annotated as zona pellucida-like domain-containing protein 1. The coding region runs from base 623 to 1909 and encodes 428 amino acids. Gene Ontology annotation, cellular component: cell surface. The transcript has 10 exons. NCBI's taxonomy places the organism in Eukaryota, Metazoa, Chordata, Actinopteri, Syngnathiformes, Syngnathidae. The record is from RefSeq and is a predicted model, not a curated record.
GGCAGUCGCAAUGGCUGAUGACAGCUUAAUUCCUGGGCUGCCUCCGCAACUCAUAUAUGAUCCCCCCCACCUCUGGUGAGGCUUGGCGUUUGUGUCAGCUGACAGGUGAUGAUCAGAAGCGGCAGAGGCGAGUGGGAAACCUCUCAGCGGGCUCGGAUUUCUGGGCUCUGUGAAAAGAUUUGUUGAGGCCGUUUCAGAUCUGAUGGAGGUUCCCAUGUCCGUCACCGAGGCCAUGCUUGGAUAAUGGCCGCCGUUAUCUAUCAUAUCUGUUUGCACACAACAAAAUGCAGAAGAGGCUGACGAUCGCCAUCAAGAGUGCCCCCUCCCCGGUGGGGUUGCUUUGAAGGCAUGAGGAAAUGCUUAAACAGGUGUAGAAAAGAGGGCUGUGGGGGUGAAAUGAGGCGCGACACGACUUAAAAAGGCCUUGGAAAAUGAGGGCGGGGGGGCUGGCGGUCAUCAUGAGCGAAUGAAGGCAAGAGGGGAUCGGAGAACCCGGAGAUAGACAGUGGCAAUACUUUGAUCGAGGUCACAGAGGGCAGUCGCCUCCAGGCUCGGGAAAUACACGCCACUUUGGAGCGUCCGGCCCGGGAAAGGAACGACACGCCAUGGUGACCCUCUGAAGAUGAUCGCGGCCAAACGUCUCACGGGUGCCCAAAUGACGUCGUCGUGCCUCCUCAUCCUGCUCCUGAUGAGCGCCGUUGCCUCCGUAUCGGCGCAGUUUAACGGAUACAACUGUGACGCCAACCAUCACAGCAGGUUUCCUGGUGAAAGAGACAUCAGCGUGUACUGCGGCGUGCAAACCAUCACGGUAAAGAUCAACUUCUGCCCGGUAUUGUUCUCUGGCUACACCGACACGGACCUGGCCCUCAACAAUCACCAUGGCGAUGCCCAGUGCCGCGGCUUCAUCAACAACAACACCUUCCCCACGGUCGUGCUGUUCAGCAUCGGCCUCAGCACCUUGGAAGCGUGCGGAAACAGCCUGGAGGUCAGUACAGCCUUCGGGCCAAAUGCCUAUGGAAACGUGUCGCUUGUACAAAUCGGGAAUGUCUCCGGCUUUAUCGACACACCUGACCCGCCGACUAUUAUCAGCUACCUCCCUGGUCUGUUGUACAAAUUCAGCUGCAGCUACCCAUUGGAGUAUCUGGUCAAUAACUCACAGCUGGCAUCCUCGUCGGCAGCCAUUUCUGUUAAGGACAGCAACGGCACGUUUGUGAGCACGCUGAGUCUCAUGCUGUACAAUGAUUCAACAUACAACCAAAUGCUCUCCAUCCCCAUGGCCGGACUGGCUUUGAAAACCAGAGUGUUUGCUGCAGUCAAGGCCACAAACCUGGACAAACGUUGGAACAUCUUGAUGGACUACUGUUACACAACCCCCUCAGGGAAUCCUAAUGAUGAACUCCGCUACGACCUUUUCCUGGGCUGCUACAAAGACCCCCAGACCACCGUUUUCGAGAACGGGAAGAGUCAAAUGGGACGCUUUUCCUUUGAGGUCUUCCGCUUUGUGAAGCACCGGCACCAGAAGAUGUCCACAGUUUUCCUGCAUUGCGUCACCAAGCUGUGCAAGAGCGACGAUUGCAUCAUGCUCAUGCCGAUCUGCGGGCGAAGACGAAGGCGGGACGAAGGGGCUGGCCUCGUUUCGCCUCCGGCCGCUAGUGGGAAUGCGGUCAUUAGCGCUGGACCAAUCAUCACCAGGAGUGAUGAUGUUCCCAUCAACAACACUCAGCUUGCAGGCGACCCCCCCAAACUGUUAAAUCCGAUGACCACCGCGCUAAUCUCAGGCGUGGUGGUCCUGGGCGGGAUGAGCGUGGGCUUCGUGCUGCUGUCACUGCACCUCCUUCAGAAAUCACGUCUUCCCUCGUCAUCCUCGGCAGCUGCAGCCUCAGGAGCUUGGAACCCUACUUUUAAAUGAACCCAUUAAGUUAUCAACAUGUCAUAGUGAAUUCAUUUGCACACACGUGGCAAAAUGUGUGUUUCAGGUGUUGUGUACUGUUUCUUUUCUUUUCUUUUUUUUUUUUUAACAUCCACUGGAUUAUUAAAAUCUUAGAAAAUAAAAACAAAUUGAAAAAAAAUAGAACAUUAAGUUAGGUAGAACUUUUAAUAAUUUUGGCAGAUAUAGUAAGGACAUUUUUUAUGGGUGCCUCGAUGCUAUCACUGUUACUAUGAUGUUGAUGAUUGCAAUAAACCAUAAAGUAUAGAAGGAGAAUGAUUUAAUAUGAUAUGAUUUACUGUGUAUAAUUUUUUCAUAACAUUUUUUCAGGUCCUUCAUUCUGUUUUAAAUGUGGAAUACUUUGAAUAAAAAUCGUCUGUUCAUUCUAUGUGUGUGUAGGUUAAAACAACAUUUCAGUUGUAAUGUGUAAUAUAAUACUACUAUUCUUCAUUCUUACGGAAAUUUUGUAUUCAUUUAACAAUAGCUGCGUUUCAUUAGUUUGCAAUAUUUCAAAAAUUUCAGCAAAGUAUGAUUGCUACUUAUACAUUUUUUCUA